UCCCGAAAUGCAUUGACGCUACCUAUCUCUGGCGCCAUUAGAAAACACUGUGGGGAAUCCCUGAAUGAAACUCGGUUUCACCUUGUUUGGAAAAUCCACUAUUGUACAUUGGCCCCCAAGGGUCAACACAGGAGGAAAUCAACGAUGGGAAUAAAGGUCCAGCGUCCACGCUGCUUCCUCGACAUAGCCAUCAGCAAUGUGCUUGUUGGAAGAGUUGUGAUCGAAUUGUUUUCUGACGUAUGUCCCAAAACAUGUGAGAACUUCCGAUGCCUCUGCACAGGGGAGAAGGGGAUUGGGAAAGGAACUCAGAAACCACUGCAUUACAAAGGAUGCCUAUUCCACCGAAUUGUUAAGGACUUUAUGAUUCAAGGAGGAGACUUUAGCGAAGGCAAUGGAAAAGGGGGUGAAUCCAUCUAUGGAGGAUUCUUCGAAGAUGAAAGCUUCUCCAUCAAACACAACAAGGAGUAUCUCCUGUCGAUGGCCAACAGAGGCAAGGACACCAACGGGUCACAGUUUUUCAUAACCACAAAGCCCACACCUCAUCUUGAUGGUGUUCAUGUGGUCUUUGGCCAAGUGAUCUCUGGUCAAGAAGUCGUCAAGACUAUGGAGAGUCAGAAAGCCGAUCCAGGCAGCAAACCCUAUUCUGAAGUCAAAGUUCUAAACUGUGGAGAACUCAUUCCUAAAUCUCGAGCUAAGAGAGAGGAGAAGAGACGUCAGAAGGCGUCUGCGUCUAGCGACAGCGACUCCUCCUCCGACAGCUCCUCCGACUCCUCCUCGGACUCCUCCGACUCCGAAAAAGAGUCCAAGAAACGCAAGAAGAAGCUCAAGAAGGAGUCCAAGAAGAAGGAGAAGAAACAGAAGAAGAAGAAAGAUAAGAAAGGGUCGGAGGCGGGCAGCGCUGAGGAGAACGACGAGGAGCAGGUGACGUCCACGGUGCGGCCCGAGGAGAUCCCGCCCAUCCCUGAGAACCGCUUCCUCAUGAGGAGGAGCCCACAGCAGCAGCCGCAGGAGGAGGAGGCAGGGAGGGACAGGAGGAGGAGGGACGACAAGCCCAGAGACGGCAUGUUGAAUUCUCAAUCAACAUACAACAGGAGGCUUGUGAUGACCAGAUCAGGCAGGAAGAUUAAAGGCAGAGGCCCAAGACGGUAUCGCACCCCGUCCCGCUCCAGAUCCCGAUCGAGGGAUCGCUUCCGUCGAAGCGAGACCCCCCCGCACUGGCGCCAGGAGAUGCAGCGGCAGAGGGUGCGAGCGUCUAGCGGGGAGCGCUGGAUCAAGGGGGACAAGGGUGACAUGAACGAGGGCAGGGGUGAAACCGCUAAAGCUGCCAGAGGAGAGAGGAGGCCGCCUGACAACCCCUCUGAAGGCCCCAACAAAACCAGAGAGAGAGACAAGAAGGCUCGCUCCCACAGGUCCAGGAGCAAAGACAAGGACGAGAAGGCUCGCUCCCACAGGUCCAGGAGCAGAGACAAGGACGAGAAGGCUCGCUCCCACAGGUCCAGGAGCAGAGACAAGGACGAGAAGGCUCGCUCCCACAGGUCCAGGAGCAGAGACAAGGAGGAGAAACAGGACAAGUCCAAGGAGAAGAGAAAGGCCAAGUCCAGGAGCCGCAGCAAGAGCAAGGAGACAAGCGCCAGGUCCAAAAGCAGAGAGGGGGGUCCUAAACGGAGCAAAGGAGAUGAGAGGAGCGGCCGCUCAAGGAGCAAAGACCGCUCUGGGGAAGACAAAGAGAAGGUGCCCGAGUCAGGGCCUCAGGAAGCAGAGAGGAGCAAAGAUGGAAGCGAAGACGGAAGUAAAGAGAGAUCGAAGCAGGCUGAACCUGACGAGCAGAAAGACGACAGUAAGGGGAAGAACGGAGAGGGGGUCAAGGCCAAGUCGCCGAGCAAGGAGAGGAACUCAGCCAAGGACAGACACCGAUCCAACAGCAGGAGCAGGGAUAGGGGGAGGCGGGCCGCUUCGCGAGACAAGGACCAAGGGAGGGGGAGGGGGAGGGAGCACAGCAGGAGCGCAGACAGGAACAAGACCAGGGAGCGCAGCAGGAGCGCAGACAGGAACAAGACCAGGGAGCACAGCAGGAGCGCAGACAGGAACAAGACCAGGGAGCACAGCAGGAGCGCAGACAGGAACAAGGGCAGAACCUCUCGCAGAGGCAGGCGCUCCCGAAGCAGGAGCGAGCGUGGCAGAGACAGGUCAGCUCACAGGAGGACCAGGGACGGAGAGGACGGGCGCGCCAGGCGGAGGUCUCGGAGCCGACACGGAGACAGCUCCGAUAGCAACGCGGAGAAGAAGCGGGGCAGGAGGAGCCCCGCCUCCAGGAGAAGCCCCGCCUCCAGGAGAAGCCCCGCCUCCAGGAGAAGCCCCGCCUCCAGGAGGAGGGGGGACAGUCCGCAGAAAGAGACGGGGAAAAGUAAGGACAGAGAUCACGGCAAGAAGUACAGCUCCAGCUCCAGUUCUGAUGACAGUGACUAGGUAGAAAAGUUCACUUAACAGUCCUAAAACAUACAAAAUUAUCAUCCUGUUGCCCUAACCUGUAGAGAAAUGUCAUGUUAUAUUUGUUGGCUUCUCAACGACUGCUAUUUCUGAGGUGUUUAGUGUUUUGCAGAGGAUGUGAUGUCUGUUUUGGUUGUGUCCCUUGUUUUAUUUUCUGAAAUUGUUUGUUUCUUUUUACAAAUGUUCCCAGUGUGAUCAGUGAAGAGGAUGUGAUGUGUGACAGCAAGGUGCUGUGGGAAUGUCUCACAAUAAACACACACCAGCUUUGAUUUGGCUCCAUUUUGACAGCUCAAAGGGAAAGGACGUGCAUUUUAGUGUAACAAUUUGAAUCGUCAACAAUCUUUUUUGUUUCAGAAUCCCAUAAUAUUACGGUGAGAUUACAUGCACACAUUACCACACAGCUGAAGGAUUCUUUUUAACAUCCUCAUGUUUUUCCUUUUAAACGGUCAGCAUUGAAAUGGAACAUUUCAAAUUGGUUUGUAAUUAGUUUAUUUUGUCUUCAUUUGUUUGAAGGAGGUGAUAUUUCAGAUAUGAGUUGUGGUUAAUUGGUUGCAACAAGCAUACUGGAACAAGAUUUCUAUAACCAAAUAGAUGUGAAUCCAUACCUUUUUGUACAUUGAUCGUAUCCAUUAUACAUUCUUUUCUUUAAUUGAACUGUAAAAUACGUGGUUGAAAAUGUUUAUCAUGUUAUUACAUCCCGGGCAUGACUUUUCUUUUAUCUAGAACUAAAAAAUAAUUAAAUAACUUCUGACAUGUCUUUUGAAUAAAGUCAAAUGGUUUUCA
This is a messenger RNA of Hypomesus transpacificus, 3270 nucleotides long. RefSeq names its product peptidylprolyl isomerase G (cyclophilin G) (gene ppig). Lineage: Eukaryota; Metazoa; Chordata; Actinopteri; Osmeriformes; Osmeridae. Bases 145 to 2466 code for a protein of 773 amino acids. The transcript is spliced from 13 exons. Gene Ontology annotation, cellular component: nucleus. The record is from RefSeq and is a predicted model, not a curated record. Gene Ontology annotation, biological process: protein folding; protein peptidyl-prolyl isomerization. Gene Ontology annotation, molecular function: peptidyl-prolyl cis-trans isomerase activity.